Molecule: messenger RNA, 1412 nt
Organism: Andrographis paniculata
Lineage: Eukaryota; Viridiplantae; Streptophyta; Magnoliopsida; Lamiales; Acanthaceae
Product: 24-methylenesterol C-methyltransferase 2-like
Exons: 1
Coding region: 68-1162 (364 amino acids)
Biological process (GO): steroid biosynthetic process
Molecular function (GO): S-adenosylmethionine-dependent methyltransferase activity
Source: RefSeq, a predicted model, not a curated record
ACACUGUACUACCCUCACAUCCGUCCAUCCCUCCAUUCACGGAUCUCGUUUCUCUCUCUUACUCGCCAUGGACUCUCUCACUCUACUCUGCACCGCCUCCCUCCUCGCCGGCGGCCUCUACUGGUUUCUCUGCAUCCUCGGAUCCGCCGAGCAGAAAGGCAAACGCGCCGCCCAGCUCUCCGGCGGCUCAAUCGCCAAGGAGAAAGUCCGCGACACCUACAAGCAGUACUGGUCCUUCUUCCGCCGCCCCAAGGAAAUCGAGACCGCCGAUAAGGUCCCCGCAUUCGUAGACACCUUCUACAACCUCGUCACCGACAUUUACGAGUGGGGAUGGGGCCAAUCCUUCCACUUCUCCCCUUCCAUCCCCGGAAAAUCGCACCGUGAGGCCACGCGCCUCCACGAGGUUAUGGCGGUCGAUCUGCUCGAUUUAAAGCCCGGGGCCCGAAUCCUCGACGCCGGCUGCGGAGUCGGGGGCCCGAUGCGGGCAAUCGCCGCCCACUCCGGCGCAAACGUCGUCGGAAUCACCAUCAACGAGUACCAAGUAAAUCGGGCCCGAAUGCACAACAAAAAGGCUGGGCUGGACAAACAGUGCGAGGUCGUGUGCGGUAACUUCCUCCAGAUGCCCUUCGCCAGCGACUCCUUCGACGGCGCGUACUCGAUCGAGGCCACGUGCCACGCGCCGAAGCUGGAGGAGGUGUACAGCGAGAUCUACAGAGUUCUCAAGCCUGGUUCGCUCUACGUCUCCUACGAGUGGGUGACCACUGAGCUCUACCGCGGCGACAAUCCUGAGCACGUCGAGGUCAUCCAAGGGAUCGAGAGAGGCGACGCGCUGCCAGGCCUGCGUAGCUACAAGGACAUCUCCGAGGUCGCGAAGAAGGUCGGAUUCGAAAUCCUGAACGAGAAGGACCUUGCGAAGCCUCCUUCGAAUCCAUGGUGGACUCGUCUGAAGAUGGGGAGGAUUGCUUACUGGAGGAACCACAUUCUGGUGACUGUUCUGGCCUGGCUAGGGAUUGCUCCUAAAGGCGUGGUCGACGUGCACGAGAUGCUGUUCGUCACCGCCGAUUACCUAACCAGAGGCGGGGAGACAGGGAUCUUCACUCCGAUGCACAUGAUUCUCUGCAGAAAGCCUGACUGUAAGUCAUCUGAUUCAUCCAGUUUCUGAUGAUUUUAGCAGAUAAUUUCUGAUGAUGUGCUGUAACUUGCAAGCCAUGGCAUGAGUUGAUUAUCACUUAGUUGAUUUGAUUUCUCUGUUGCCUCUUUAUCCUGUUGUUUAUUGGAUUCAAUUUAGCACCUUUAAUGAAUUAAUUUUGUGUUCUUCCUUUCUUGUUUUCCUUUUUUUCUGAUUUGGCUGCCAUUGUUGUAGAAGAAUAUGCUCAAAUGUUUGGUAAUGAUGCUCUUUUGGCUGUGGUUAA